Messenger RNA from Cladocopium goreaui, 3930 nucleotides. The record is from the annotation of a GenBank genome assembly. NCBI's taxonomy places the organism in Eukaryota, Dinophyceae, Suessiales, Symbiodiniaceae.
AUGGAGCCAGCUUUGUCAAUGUUUCUGGCAGUUGCAGCCAUUCUGCCGUUUUUUGGUGUGUUUUCGGCUGUUGCGACCCCGGUUGCACUUGCUGGUCCAAAGGUAUCAAGCGAUGGGCAAAUUGAAGUGCUUCUUAGCAGCAUGACCCUAAAAGAGAAAGCAGGGCAGCUGAGCCUCUUUGCUCGGCCUUGGGGCUCUGACUUUAACGGUGAGAGUCCCCGUUGGAAUACAACCCUUAAGUGGAUCCGUGCUGGCCAAGUUGGUGGCCUUUUCAAUGGCGAAAGGGUAAAGACCAACAGAGAAUUGCAACGGAUCGCAGUGGAAGAAUCCCGACUUGGCAUUCCUUUGAUCUUUGGUGCGGACAUUUGGCAUGGCAUGUGGACCAUCUUCCCUGUGCCUCUGGGGGAGGCUGCCUCAUGGGAACCAGAGUUGGCUUACCAAACAGCUCGGGCAGCUGCAAAAGAAGCGACUGCUUCGGGAUUGAUGUGGACGUUUUCCCCCAUGGUUGACACUGCCAGAGAUCAACGCUGGGGUCGCAACAUCGAAGGUGCUGGCGAAGAUCCUUUUCUUGGUGAAGCUUUUGCACGUGCAAGGGUGGAAGGAUUUCAAGGGCCUGAUUUGAAGUCACCGGAUAGUUUGGCAGCUUGCUUGAAGCACUUUGCUGGAUACGGAGGUGCUUUAUCUGGACUUGACUACAGUGAAUCAGACAUGUCCGAGAGCACAUUUCGGGAUGUGUUUCUACCUCCUUUCAUCGCUGGCAUAAAAGCAGGUGCCCUUUCCAUCAUGAGCGCAUUCCAAGCCCUUGGGGGUGUACCAGUCACAGGGAAUCAUUGGCUGCUAACGGAGGUGUUACGUGAUGAGUUGGGCUUUCAAGGCUUUGUGGUGACCGACUACGAAGCUGAUGGCCAGUUGGUGAAUCAUGGCUUUGCUGCUAAUGGGUCAGAUGCAGCCAAGAUAUCUUUGUCAGCUGGUGUGGACAUGAGCAUGCAAAGUGGCAUUUUCCAAGAGCAUUUGCCCCAGCUCGUGUCCGAUGGCCUGCUGUCAUUGGAUAGGCUGGAUGAGGCAGUGAGACGAAUACUGCGUGCAAAGGCAGCCAUGGGAUUGUUUGACAAUCCUUACAGAUCUUUGGAUCCAACUAAGAGCUGGCCAAAUGCAACAAUGAUUCAAGAGCACGAUGCCCUGGCGCGUCAUGCUGCUCGGAAAUCCUUGGUUCUGCUGAAGAAUGAUGGAGCGAUAUUGCCCCUCAAGAAGUGUUGCCAAAAGAUCGGCGUGAUUGGAUGGUGGAUCAACUCCAAGGAUUUAGAUGGAGUUGGCGUCGUAUGGGGCAACAGAUCGCACGGAGUCACCUUGAUGGAAGGCCUACGAGGUGCCGUCCAAAAUCAGUCUUUGCUGCGCGCCACCAAGGGUUCCGGUGCUGAUGAAGAGAUCAAAGGCGGUUUGGAGAAAGCUGCCGCAGUAGCCACCUGGGCAGAUGUUGUGAUCCUGGCAUUGGGUGAGACUUCACUUCAUUCCGGGGAGUCCAGGUCACGCACUGAGAUCACAAUCCCAGAAGUCCAACAAGAUUUGGCCGAAGCUGUGGCAAAAGCAGUCCAAAAGGUUGGAAAGCCAAUGAUCAUUCUGUUGAAGAAUGGCAGAGCUUUGGAGCUUCGUGGAGCUGUGAAAGAUGCUGGAGCAAUCAUGGUCACCUGGUUCCUGGGAAAACAAACUGGGCAUGCCAUUGCGGAUGUGCUGUUUGGAGACUACAGCCCAUCUGGCCGUUUGCCAAUCAGUUUUCCAAUGGCAAGUGGACAGCAGCCGUGGUACUACAACCACAUGUCUUCAGGUCGCCCUUGCACGUGGGGUAGAUCUUACACGAACUGUUUCUUGGACGUCCCUGAUUUGGCGCUAUACCCCUUUGGUCACGGCUUGACAUAUGCAAAGGUCAACUACACUACUCCCAGACUUAGUCAUUUACGCCUGCCCUGGAAUGGAAGCCUCUCAAUAGCAUGCAACGUUACGAAUGUUGGACACCGAGUUGCAGAAGAGGUUGUUCAGCUUUAUGUUCAUGAUCAAGUUGCGAGCCGCGUGAGGCCCGUGCGAGAGUUGAAGGGCUUCAAGAAAAUUAUCCUGGAACCUGGGGAGACACAGCAAGUUGAUUUCACAUUAGUUCGUCAAAAUCUUCUUUUCGCUUCUGCAGCUCACUCAAGGCAUAGCGAGACCUACACUGUGGAAGCAGGUCUCUUCACCAUUUGGGUGAAGGAGUAUCUUCAUCCAAGCCUCCUUUGCUGGAAGAAGAAUUUGGAAAGGCUCAGCUUUCUGAUGUCAGUUGCAAAUCGCUUUCCAAAUUCCCUGGUUCUUAGCAGAUCGCAUUGGUACCAGAAGGACGCAGCGCGGAACCCAGGAACCCUGGUUUUCGAAGCAACUGCCGCUCUGCAACUGCAGUGCCGCCUGCGAGUUGUGAUCGCCACAAACAUUUUGGUACAGUGCGCCGACGAUCUGGAGCAAAUGUUGGCGAGUUCCCAAGGUCAUUUCAAUGCAAGCUGUCCUUCGGGCAUCGCCAUGGGGGCAGCUAUUGCGAUGGCGACAGAGACGGUCUGCGCCGGUGAGACCGAGUCGAACCGGAGGUUCACAAGCCCCGGCGUACUUCUGGCUAUCAUCGCUCUCUUGGCCUGCGUUGUCUUCCUGCUGGACGGCGCUUCAGUUAGCGAUGCCAACAGACAAGGGCUGCCAGUUCCUGAGCGGGACACCCAAAAGGCAGUGCUGGACUUCCAUGCAGCGAUGCUCAAGAAUAUGUCUAUGAGAGUGCAAACUGCAGAGCAAGCCCUGCUAGACUUGCGUCAGGCACAUUUGGAUCUCAGGAAAAAACAUGACGAGGCCACAGCGUUGCGCCGGGCCACUCGCGCUGUGGCACAACGUGGAGGCGGCCCGCCUCCAGCGCCAGAAGCAUCUCCAGCAGCGCCUGAAGAGGCUACAGAAGAAGCUCAACGAUCCGAAGUCGCUGAAGACAUUGAUGGUGAGGAUCAGGAUGGGGCUGAAGGGCCUGCAUCAGAGGAGCAACAGAAGGCCGAAGAGGAGGAGCAAAGAAAGCUAAUCGGAUACAAUGAGGUGACAAAGACCUUCAAGCGUUUCAGGCCUGAUUUCAAAUGUGGCAGCCGUGUGCCCUUGCUGCCGGACGAUGAAGUUGUUGAAUGCGACCGUUUGAGCCACAUUGAUGGAGUCAGGAAGAAUCCUGUCUCGAUCGCUGAUUGGCAGAGCCUGAGAACUGUAGGUGUGCCACUUGCAUCGACUACCGAAAAGAGACCGGUGGUAGCCAAAUCAAUUCCAAGCGUUGAGCCAAGCUGGCUCAAGCGUUUCCAUUUGAAGGUUCUCCAAAGACAAAGCUUUGGAUUGCCUGACUUGCAUUUGCCAUUGGUUGUGCUGGUGAGCUUGGUGACCAAAAGUUCUUGGGAUGCAGUUGCAGGUGGAACGGACUUCGUAGCUGUGCUUUGUCGUAAUUUGGGAGAUUCGAAGGCUUAUCACACCUCCGUGAAAGUUGACGACCUAGAGUACUCCUUCAGCGGAGAUGGGAUUGUAGUCGGAAAAGGCUUGGCAAGCCACAUGCGCCUUCCUGACAAACCACAGGUGGCCUACAUGGGCCUCACGAGUCUAUCUGGUGAUGCUAUGAAGAAACACCUCACCGGAUUCUUCAAGCGAGGUUCCUACGAUCUUUUGCGGAAAAAUUGCAAUUCCUUCAGCGACUGCGCCCUGUACUUUCUUCUGGACAUGCGCCUGGAUCCAACGUACAAAGGCUUGGAGCAGCUGGGCCAUAUGGCGGAUAGACAGGCAGGCAUUGUCCAGGCCAUCACUGAGGGAAACUACCGGCCAAAUCCAAGUGCGGAUACCUUCAGUGUAGCAGUGACAAUCUCUGCAAUCAACAAGCUGAAGGAUUCACCAAGCUUUGGCUUUUCCUGA